Messenger RNA from Enterospora canceri, 1146 nucleotides. The record is from the annotation of a GenBank genome assembly. NCBI's taxonomy places the organism in Eukaryota, Fungi, Microsporidia, Enterocytozoonidae.
AUGGACGUGAAUCCCGAGGAGCGAGCAAGGGGGAAGACGCAGGAGCUGAGUCUCUGCAGCUUCGUGGUGGCAGCUGGCGGAGGCAGCCCCGUCAAAAUCAACGUCCUCGAUGCGCCUGGUCACCGAAACUACGUUGGCGAAAUGAUCGAUGGAUCAUCACGGGCCGAUGUUGGAAUUCUGGUUGUUUCUGCUCGAUCUGGUGAAUUUGAGGCUGGUUUCCGUGGUGGACAGACGCGAGAGCACCUGAGGCUGCUUCGGGCGUCAUCUUCGGUUGGGAAGCUCGUUGUUUUGGUGAAUAAAAUGGAUGAAGUUGGCUGGGAGAGUGGAAGACUGGCUGAAAUCACCAGGAAAUUGAGUAAGUUCAUUGGUGGCCUAUUUGGGGAGUACACCGUGAUACCAGUUAGUGGAAUGGGAGGAGACAACCUGGUUAAAAGAAGAGAGGGAUCAGAGAGGACUCUACUGGAAGAGUUGACAGAAUAUGGUAGUGUUAGUGGUAAUACUAAUAAGGGUAGUAAUAGUAAUAAGGGUAGUAACAAUAAUAAGGGUAGUAAUGAUAAUAAUAACAACAGUAACUACGGUAACAGUAACUACACCAACCAACUUAACGCCCUCGUUGUAGAGAGAAGCAGAACGAGCUGUGCUAUAAAAAUAGAGGCGGGUGUGCUUCGAACCAACGAGGAGUAUUCGCUGGUCUCACAGGGUGGGACGCAGGUUGUGGUGGUUUCAGAGGUGCGAGACGAGGAGGACGAGGAGGCGGAUGGGUCUCUGCUUCGUGGGGUCUAUCGGAUUCGUCUGAGCAGGGCAGUGGAGGCAGCAGUUGGGUCGCGAAUAGUCGACGGGGCACUGGCUGAGAGAGUCGUCAGCAGAAACAGAAUUGUGGCUGUGAUUGGGGUCUACGGUGACUGUAGCAAAUGUGUCACAGUUGGAUACAGUGGUGUGAUGCACAUGAAUGGAGUGAGUGUGGGGGUGAAGGUGACUGGGAUCUGGGACACGGGGAAGAGGAAGAGACGAGUUGCACCAGUGGGAGAGAAGAGCAUUGUCAGAAUUGAGAUCAAGGAUGGGAUAGUGGUGGAUAGGAGAAAGAGAGAGAGAUUCAGUCUACGAGACGAGGAUGCAACAGUAGGAAUAGGAGAGAUUAUUGGGUAG